CCGAUCAAGCAUAUUCUUUUUUUCUUGAACCACCAUGUCAACGACGACGACCGUCGUGGCAAACACCGCAGAAGUCGCUCUAGGCCUUUCUGUACCUCCUUUCACGCCACAUGCCAUUUCUGUUUCUUUACCUACAUGGCGAGACAAUGUUGGAUAUGAGGAGGGCGAAAAACGAGUCGUAGACCAGAUGGUCUCUGGAUACCCUAGAUUUUUCGUUCACUUGAGUAUCAGAAAGCUCGCUGGCAUAUGCGAACGCAAAUUUGGCGCCGCUGGUGAAUCAUGCAUGCUUUUCCCUACACAUAAAACGGCAGAACAUUGUCGCGCCUUCAUCCAGGCACGUUCGGCUCUCGAGGGAUCUCCCGUAUCUGCUCGGUUGAUUCAGUUCAUGAUAUGUCCAGAAGACAACAUCGAUGCAGAACCCACCGGAAAAUGUGCUGAUCUUCACAUCGUGCUCUACCCAUCCUCCGCUGGACCCUUGGCCAAACAGUUUUGGCAGCACACAGGCUUGGGUAUUUCCAGCCGAUUGGCUGAUUACUGUCUCUCCAUUCUCCCAGCGACGUCGCCAGAGCGCGCAUCCUCGCCUACCUUGACUCGACCUGGGAAAGCCAUGAACAGACACUAUUCUGCCAAAGGGUUUUCCAAGCCCAAGGCCCCUCAAGUGGAGAACCUGAGCCAGGAUCACAGCGUAUACUUGGAAGAAAGAUAUGGACGCAAUCUUCCUUUUGCAUAUGCCGCAUCAGCGAAGAGGGCCCUUCGGAGGCGGAUAUCUGGUGUCCUCCGAGAUGCACCUUCCGAUCAUCACGAUGAACCAACUGCUGGACAGGAAAACCUCAUUUUUGGACCUAGCGCACGAGGAGUAUCAGAGGUUACAGAAGGAGACGUAUUCUUGUAUCCUACAGGCAUGUCUGCCAUUUGGAAUGCACAUAUGCUAGCUCUAGCGGUUAGACCAAACGCUAAGAGUGUCUGCUUCGGGUUCCCUUAUGCCGAUACCCUUAAAGUCCUAGAAAAAUGGGGCCCCGGAUGUCACUUCUUUGGCCACGGACUCAACUCAGAUUUAGAUGCCCUUGAGGCCAUUCUAGAGGAAGAAGCGAAUCGUGAUCCCUCCAAGCCUCCUGUUCUAUCACUCUUCACAGAAUUUCCAUCCAAUCCGCUACUUCGCUCAGCCGACCUACCGCGAAUCCACGCGUUAGCCAACAAGUACGACUUCUUGGUCGUCGUUGACGAGACGAUCGGCAAUUUCAUGAACGUGGAAGUCCUCACCUACGCAGACAUCGUCGUCAGUAGUUUGACCAAAAUCUUCAGCGGCGCUGCGAAUGUGAUGGGUGGAAGUCUCACAUUAAAUCCGCGCGGACGUCAUUACGCUGCCCUCAAAGCAUAUCUAGAUGCCACCUACGAAGAUAUCUACUUCGAGCAAGACGCUGUGUUUUUGGAACGCAAUUCGCGCGACUCCUUGAGAAGAAUCAGGGUUAUUGAUGAAAACACAGAAGCUGUGUGCGAUUUUCUUCGCGCACGAUCCAUCGCAGGUGGUGCCCCAGAAGGCACAUGCGUUGUGAAGGAGGUUUAUUAUCCCAAGUACAUCACUCGCGAGCAGUAUGACAAGUGUCGUAUCAAGGGCGACCAACCUGGCGGCUAUGGAGGGCUUUUUUCUGUGACGUUCACAACACUAGAAGCGUCUCGGGCUUUUUUUGACACGCUGCCAUUCUACAAGGGUCCAAGCCUGGGAACAAACUUUACGCUGGCCAGUCCCUACGUGGUUCUAGCUCACUAUGCCGAGUUGGAUUGGGUGGAGGAGUAUGGCGUGGAUCCUGGCCUGGUCAGGAUUAGCGUGGGACUAGAGGAUAAGCAACACCUGCUUGAGUCGAUUGGCAAGGCCUUGAAGGCAGCCGAGGAGACUUUGAAGUCUACAUGAUGAUGAUGACGAUUUUGGUUGCAUUUACUGAUUUACAUGAUCCUCCAACAGGACAUAUUUUAUUUAGACAUUUAGGCAUUGUAUCCAACUACAACACAACCCGUAUGUAUCAAUAACCAACGUUCAAUAUAUACUGAAAAAAUACGAAAGAGUAAUCUCAAUGAAGGCGGCGCUCGUGCUGAUUAAUCCGGUGACGUACUGCUAAGAUAAUAUUCUUAAAC
Messenger RNA from Desarmillaria tabescens, 2130 nucleotides. RefSeq names its product pyridoxal phosphate-dependent transferase. Lineage: Eukaryota; Fungi; Basidiomycota; Agaricomycetes; Agaricales; Physalacriaceae. The transcript is spliced from 4 exons. The record is from RefSeq and is a predicted model, not a curated record. Gene Ontology annotation, biological process: transsulfuration. Gene Ontology annotation, molecular function: pyridoxal phosphate binding; cystathionine gamma-synthase activity. The coding region runs from base 35 to 1909 and encodes 624 amino acids.